GGAACAGAGAAGCCGGGGGGGAGAAGCGAGGAGACGGCCGGGGCAGCUGUCUCCGGCAGCAGGAGCCCUGGGCAGGUUCUGGAGCAGGGCCGGCCGGAGGCGGCGGCGAGAUUGGCAGCGGAAGAAAGAGCCGGCGGGUAAUUGGUGGGCAGGCAUCCAGCGCAGGUGGGUGGGCCUAAUAACAAUAAUAAUAAUAAUUUGUCUCGCGGGCCCUGCCGACUCCCAGGCUAAUUGGACCGCUGCAGGCCCCCGCGGAGGGGGGGCCUUCGUCUCUGUGGAGUGGGUGGGGGUCAGAGCGGGGUGGCCGGCCCUGACAGGUGUGCUGGGCUGCGGAGCGUCUGGGGGGCCGGGAGGGCAGGACCCACCACCUUCAGCCUCCAGAGUCAUCAGGUUCCACAGUUGGGCUGGCGCAGGAAUUGCCCCACCUCCCCCAGGGAGCUGCCGGGUCAGGGGCUGCCCCAGCCCCCAGCUCUGGGUGGGACGGCUGCGGCUUCCCCCUCCCCCCAGGUCCCGAGGUAGGACCCCAAGGCCCCGGCGCUCGGGGCAACACAGGAGCCCAAGCGGCCGCAGUGGAGGACCGCACGAGCUGCUGGGGGUGACUCUGCAAUGCACGCUCUCGGCCCUUCACAGGGACCCAGGGGGUCUCCCAGGGCGCGCUCCGGCUCCUCCCCGCCACCACCCCGGGGUCCCUGCUGUGCGAGACCGUGGUGGGGGCACAGGCCCCGGCCCCCGAGCCAGAGCGGCCCCCCGCAGCCCCCACGAGAGGCCCAGCAGGUGGAUGCCAGGGUCACCCCGUGGCUGGCCUUAAGUCUCCCUUCGCCGGGGGGUGGGGUCACCGCCCUCUGCUCAAGGCCAAAACCAGAAUGCAGAGUGGACUGUCCCGUCCCGGUGCCCUGCGCCAGGUGGGAGAGCCCGUGGGCCCUAGAAGUCAGCCAGAGAAGCUGCCACUUGUGGAGCAUAGCUGGGGCUUCCUGCCAGGUUCCGAGUUCCGGGUGGACCGCCCCCGCCCCCUCUGCUGCGGGCUCCCCCUUGGGCUCCUCCAGGCGUUUCCCAGGGUGCCUGUGUGGCUGGCACUUCCCUGAAUCAUGGCGGCCCCCGUGCCCUGGCCUCUGGGUCGCAGACUCUGUGACCUGCCACUGGUCGGCCUCACUGAGGGUCUGUGUGGACACCUCGAUCCCACUUAGACCCAGUGAAAAGUUGGACAGCAGCUCCCCACUCUGCUCCAGUCUGUCGACCGAGGGGCCUUCCCCUGCCCUCCUCUGCCCUCCUGGGGCUUCCAGCUGGACUUACUGAGGCGAUCAGGAGGAGAGAUGGAUUCUGUUAAGCACCAGCUCAGGAAAACCGAGUGAUGGGGCGGAGCACCAGCGGGGGUCUGCGUGCUGGGGGGUAACCUGGCUGCGGUGGCGGGGGUCAAAGGAAGGUCAUGUGGGCAGGUCCCCCGCCCUCUUGGGGUAUCGUUCCCUCCUGGUGUGGGACCCUCUAUCACGGGGGACUUGCCUCAUCCUCUCAGGGAGUUGCGGGUUCAGAGUGAGCUCCUUGCAUCAGGAGCUGGGUGUGGGUGAGGGUCCUGCAGUUCGAGGCCCGCCCCGCUCCCCACCCGCCGUGGGAAUCAGGCGGUGUCUCCCUCACUCCCUGUCUGAACUGCCCCGUCUGGGGGCGUGGGGACCUCUGGCCUCGGGGCAAGCUGCCUACCACCUCCCUGUCCUGCGUCCCCUCCCCUGGAGCCUAUGGACGCCCUGGGGAGGCCGGAGGUCCCCCACCUUCUCAGUGCAGGAAGCGGCCAGAGGUGGACACCUUCCCAGGGAAGGCCCUGCUUGCUUGACUUGGACGUGGUUGUUCCGGCCCCACACGUGGCCGCCUGGCAGAUAGGGCCCAGACAUGGAGCUGCGGGAAGAGGCCUGGUCUCCGGGGCCGCUGGACUCCGAGGACCAGCAGAUGGCCAGUCACGAGAACCCAGUGGACAUCCUCAUCAUGGAUGACGACGACGUCCCCAGCUGGCCCCCGACCAAGCUGUCCCCACCCCCAUCGGCGCCCCCCGCCGGCCCUCCGCCCCGGCCGCGGCCGCCCGCGCCCUACAUCUGCAACGAGUGCGGCAAGAGCUUCAGCCACUGGUCCAAGCUGACGCGGCACCAGCGCACGCACACCGGCGAGCGGCCCAACGCCUGCGCCGACUGCGGCAAGACCUUCUCGCAGAGCUCGCACCUGGUGCAGCACCGGCGCAUCCACACGGGCGAGAAGCCCUACGCCUGCUCCGAGUGCGGCAAGCGCUUCAGCUGGAGCUCCAACCUCAUGCAGCACCAGCGCAUCCACACGGGCGAGAAGCCCUACGCCUGCCCCGACUGCGGCCGCAGCUUCACGCAGAGCAAGAGCCUGGCCAAGCACCGGCGCUCGCACAGCGGCCUCAAGCCCUUCGUGUGCCCGCGCUGUGGCCGCGGCUUCAGCCAGCCCAAGAGCCUGGCGCGCCACCUGCGGCUGCACCCCGAGCUGUCGGGGCCGGGCGUGGCGGCCAAGGUGCUAGCGGCCAGCGUGCGCCGGGCCAAGGCGCCCGAGGAGGCGGCGGCGGCGGACGGCGAGAUAGCCAUCCCAGUGGGCGACGGAGAGGGCAUCAUUGUGGUGGGCGCGCCGGGCGAGGGGGCGGCAGCGGCCGCAGCCAUGGCGAGCGCGGGGGCCAGGGCGCCGGGACCCCGCUCGCGGCGCGCCCCGGCCCCCAAGCCGUACGUGUGCGUGGAGUGCGGGAAGGGCUUCGGGCACGGGGCCGGGCUGCUGGCCCACCAGCGCGCCCAGCACGGGGACGGGCUGGGGGCGGCGGGGGGCGAGGAGCCGGCGCACAUCUGCGUGGAGUGCGGCGAGGGCUUCGUGCAGGGCGCGGCGCUGCGCCGGCACAAGAAGGUGCACGCCGUGGGCGCGCCCUCGGUCUGCAGCCACUGCGGACAGAACUACUACCGGGCGGGCGGGGACGGCGGCGGCGACGACGACGACGAGGAGGCGGCGGGCGGGCGGUGCGGCGAGUGCCGCGGCGCGGAGGGCCGGUAGGGGCGGCGGCCCGGGGGGGCGGGGCCCCUCGGGCUGGGCGGGAACGACGGCGCGGGACCCAGAGGCUGGGGCGAAACUGGCAGAGGGGCGCCCCGGGGGUGCGGCGGGCCUGGGGCGGGGCGCGCGGGGCGCCCACCAGGCCGCCCGGCCCCUCCCCGCGCCCGCCGCUCGGCCUGGCUUGGCCCCGUCGGUUCUCGGCCGAGCCCGAAUCGAGACGUUGGUUGGGAACUAGAGAGACCACGACGCGACGAAACCCAUGAGCGGAAGACCAUUCGCCCUCUUUCCUUUCCCCCGCCAACCGGGCUGCUGCAAGAACGGCGAGCCGUGCGCCCUUUACCCUCAGAGGGGCCCCAGCGGGAAGGGAGAGAGGGUCCUUUUCCCCUUUAGAAUUUUCUUUUAAUCACACCGCCUCCUGCCCCCGCCCGCCUGUUAUUUUCUUCCCCUUCGCGGUCCCGGCCUUUCUCCUCUCCCUACCCUCCCCCAGCCCGCCGGGUCUGGGCUCGCGGAGGCGUGCGGAGCCGAGCGACCGCGUCCCGGGCGACCCCGCGGACAGCGGGUCCCGGCUCAUCCCAGGCCUGGGCGCGGCGGGAGGAGGGCACGGGGGCAAUAAAUCGCACUAUCCGAUCGUC
Capra hircus (goat) is the source of this 3662-nucleotide messenger RNA. RefSeq names its product zinc finger protein 787 (gene ZNF787). Lineage: Eukaryota; Metazoa; Chordata; Mammalia; Artiodactyla; Bovidae. Gene Ontology annotation, biological process: regulation of transcription by RNA polymerase II. Gene Ontology annotation, cellular component: transcription regulator complex; PcG protein complex. The transcript is spliced from 3 exons. Bases 1879 to 3033 code for a protein of 384 amino acids. Gene Ontology annotation, molecular function: DNA-binding transcription factor activity, RNA polymerase II-specific; RNA polymerase II cis-regulatory region sequence-specific DNA binding. The record is from RefSeq and is a predicted model, not a curated record.